Molecule: messenger RNA, 417 nt
Organism: Notolabrus celidotus (New Zealand spotty)
Lineage: Eukaryota; Metazoa; Chordata; Actinopteri; Labriformes; Labridae
Product: butyrophilin-like protein 2
Exons: 2
Coding region: 1-417 (138 amino acids)
Biological process (GO): T cell costimulation; positive regulation of T cell proliferation; cellular response to lipopolysaccharide
Cellular component (GO): external side of plasma membrane
Source: RefSeq, a predicted model, not a curated record
AUGAUCUCUGGGUUCCUGCUGCUCAUGGCGCUGAGUUGCUGUGUCUGUGGAACAUUAGUAGUGAAUGUGACUCACACCUCCUAUCAGGCAGAGGAGAACCAGAACAUCACACUGGAGUGGACCUUCAGACCAGAACCUGACCGCUCAACUCAACGUCUCUCUGUCUACUGUGACAUGUACACUGAUCACAAACACUCAAUCCUGUUUCAUUUCCAUGAAGGAGACGAGGUCCCAGAGUCUCAGAGUGCAGAGUUUUCAGGACGAGUCCAGUGUGACAAAGACGUCCUCAGAGAGGGACGAAUCAGACUUCAUGUGUCCUCACUCAGGACUGAAGACUCAGGCCGGUACAGGUGUGAAGUGCUCACUAACGCUGGUGUCAGCUGGACCCGAUGUCAUCUCAAUGUGACUGGUGAGUAA